CCCAUUCUCACCACGCAUGCGCGGCUCAGGGAGUGCGCAGCGCGGCGAUCGGCGGUGCGCUGUGUCCCUCGAACACAGAGGAUCACCGAUCAUGGAAAGAGCUGAAGAUGUCAGCUCGGUCAUGUGAUCAGCUGUGUCCAAUCACAGCUGAUCACAUGUAAACAGGGAAAUGUCGGUUAUCGGCAUUUCACUCCUCUCGAGCUGCCACGCUGACAGCUCGAGAGGAGAGGAGAGCCGGGGACAUGUACACUGAUCAUCAGGGCACUGAUGAUCAGUGUGCCCUGAUGAUCAGUGUAGCCCCGAUGAUCAGUGUAGCCCCAGCAGUGCCACCUGUCAGUGUCCAUCAGUGCCACAUCAAUGCCACAUAUCAGUGCCUACCCGUGCACAUCAAUGCCACAUAUCAGUGCCCAUCUGAGCUGCCUUUCAGUGUCACCCAUCAAUGCCAGUCAGUGCCACCUAUCAAUGCUGCCAAUCAGUGCCACCUAUCAGAGCCAGUCAGUGCCGCCAAUCAGUGCUGCCUAUCAGUGCCAUGUAUCAGUACUGCCUUUCAGUGCCCAUCAGUGAUGCCUGUCAGUGUCCAUCAGUGCAGCCUAUCAGUGCUCACCACUGAAGCCUCAUUAGCGCAUAUCAGUGAAGGAGAAAAAUCACUUAUUUACUAAAUUUUAUGACAAAAACUAAGAAAAAAACUUCUUUUUUUUUCAAAAUUUUCAGUGGUUUUUGGUUUGUUUAAGAUAAAAAUAA
This is a messenger RNA of Staurois parvus, 741 nucleotides long. The record is from the annotation of a GenBank genome assembly. NCBI's taxonomy places the organism in Eukaryota, Metazoa, Chordata, Amphibia, Anura, Ranidae.